Molecule: messenger RNA, 2838 nt
Organism: Spirodela intermedia
Lineage: Eukaryota; Viridiplantae; Streptophyta; Magnoliopsida; Alismatales; Araceae
Source: the annotation of a GenBank genome assembly
AUGGUUCUGCGGGGUGUUGCCACGGGAAGGCUGACGGUCGUUCUCGUUGUCGUGGUGGCAUCUUGUCUGGGAUGUGAGGGGAGGGGUUGUCACGACAACGAGCGGAGGGCUUUGCUCGAGAUCAAUAAGGUUUACAACCCCUUGAAUCGCUCGCUCAUGUCAUACUGGGGUGACUCAUUAACAGAACAGGUAAAAGACUGCUGCCACUGGCCUGGUAUAAUUUGCAAUCCCAGCACCGGUCACGUGGUUGAGCUCCAGUUGUUGAUCUUCUACCAUUGGAGAGAUGUUGAGGGAACAUGGCACCCAAACCUCACCAUGUUGGCGGAGUUUGGGCAGCUAGAGAGCUUGAAUCUGCGGGAUAAUCAGAUAGGCGGUGGUAUUCCAGAGGGUGAGUAACUUCCCCCAAUUGUGACAAGCAACUCGUUCAUUUACUUCCGUUAUUCUUAAGAAAAAUAUUUUCGAGAUUUGCCCACAUCAACGCAAGUAUAUAGUUGAAUCAAUCAAUUAGCUCCUUCAAUUAUCUCAUUUGCUCACAUGGAUAAGAAAUUUCUUUGUUUGAUUUCCUUUAUUUGUCUCACAGCUAUUUGCCACUUGAAGCUCCUAAAGACUUUGGAUCUAUCAGACAACAAGUUCGACGGUUCCAUCCCAUCAUGUUUGUGCACCUUAACAUCCCUAAGAGAACUUGAUUUAUCUUCUAACAAUUUGGAAGGUUCCAUCCCAUCAUGUUUGUGCACCUUGAGAUCCCUAAGAGAACUUGAUUUAUCUUCUAACAAUUUGGAAGGUUCCAUCCCAUCAUAUUUGUGCAGCUUGAGAUCCCUAAGAGAACUUGAUUUAUCUUCUAACAAGUUGAAGGGUUCCAUCCCAUCAUGUUUGUGUACCUUGAGAUCUUUGAGAAAACUUGAUCUAUCUAAUAACAGUUUGUUAGGUGACAUUCCUUCCUGUUUCGGCAGCUUUCACUUCUUGACAUCUCUUUAUUUGUCCGGCAACCAAUUCCAAUGGAAUGACUCAUCCUGGCUGUGCAACAUGCAUUCCUUGACAUUUCUCUCUAUAUCUAACGACAUAUCUCCGACUACCAUUCCUUCUUGCAUUGGGAACUUGAAUAGGCUUAAUUUCCUAAGACUUACUGGUGAUUGGUUUAAGGGGAGUAUCCCUUCCUCCAUCUUCAGUAAUCUAACUGACCUAUCCUCUCUUGAAAUCAACAGUAGUAGGUUUGAAGGAACUUUACAAUUUUCAGUGCUCGCCAACCUUUCCAAACUUAGUAAACUUGAUAUCUACUCUUUCGGUGGGUUAGAGAUCAACACAGAGUACCCCAUCUCUUGGGUCCCAUCCUUUCAACUCAUACAUUUAUCCAUUGUUGACUGUGUGGUUAAUAAGCGUAGUGGUGGUCGAUUUCCUUCCUUCCUCAAGACCCAAGGUGGAUUACAACAGUUAACUUUUGAGGGCACCUCAAUCCAGGGGACACUACCUGCUGGCUUCUUUUGCAACACUUCUUUAUCUGUAUUGUCACUAAGCAGAAAUCAUUUUUCUGGCCCAUUUCUUGUCCCUUGCUGUAAUGCAUCUCAAAAUGUUCAGUUCAUUGAUUUAUCCGAUAAUGAUCUAAACAUGUUGCCUGAGAAUAUCGGCCUUUUUUUCCCCACGUUAAUUUCUUUUAGGAUGCCAAGAAACAAGUUGGAAGGACACAUUCCUGCAUCCUUGGGGCAUACACUCUUGUCUUGGCUAGAUCUGAGUGACAACAUUUUAUCAGGAAAAUUACCACCCACUUUGAUGAGAAAUCAGAGCAGAUUGUUUUAUUUAGACGUAUCUUCUAAUCACCUUGAAGGAGAGAUGUUCCCCAUUGACGCUGAGAUGCCAUCUUUAGAUUCUUUGAUCGUGCACAACAAUAAUUUCACAGGUUUACUUCUUCCAAGGUUGGCCAAAUGUUCUGGUCUAAGAAUAAUUGAUGCUGGAUAUAAUAGCCUUACAUACAAUUUCUCUCAAACUCUACCUUAUUUCCCCAAUAUAGUGGUACUUUCCUUGAGAAUGAAUCAUAUUCACGGCUACUUACCCAAACAGUUAUGUGAAAUGCAGCAUCUACGUCUCCUUGAUCUUUCUGGAAAUAACUUAUCAGGAAAAAUUUUACCUUGUCUUCACAAUAUUUCAUCUUGGAGGUCAAAAAUUCUAGACUGGGACGCAUCUGCAUCCUACUCAUCAGUUACUUAUUACUUUGGAUGGAAAUAUGCAAUACAAUCAGAUUCAAGCCUAUCGUUAAAGUCAAAAAAUUCGAUCCGUCAGUACAACGGUGAGCCUCUACAAUGGAUGACUCACCUCGAUUUAUCAAUGAAUAUGAUUAGCGGCAUCAUUCCUCAAGAAAUUGGAGAGCUGCAGGGACUUCAGUCAUUGGACUUAUCCAAGAACCACAUCCAAGGUUCUUUACCAAAGUCAAUGGCAGACAUGGAUAAUCUGGAAAGUUUAGACCUCUCACAUAAUGGUUUCAGUGGUUCCAUUCCCAAUGAAAUGGCACAACUCACCUUCCUUGAAACAUUUAGCGUUGCCUUCAACAACAUGACCGGUAUGAUCCCGAAUGGUAUACAAUUUAGAAGUUUUAAUGAGAGCAGUUUUGAAGGUAAUCCAGGAUUAUGCGGACUGCCACUUCAGAAAGAAUGCUCCUCUGACAAUGAGAGAACGAAAGGGAUAACAACAACAGGUGAUGGAGGAAGGUCAAAAGAUUACAAGAAUGCUUUAUUCUUUGUAAUUGUUACGACAUCAUUUACUCUGGGUUUUUGGGGGUUUCUUGUUAGUUUGUUUUUCAAUAAAAGUUGGAGGGUGAAAUAUUUCAAGUUCAUCGAUCAAUUAUUGUAA